GCCGUUAUCGCCCUCUAUCUCUCCUUCAAGACCCCUUCUUUUUCCUCCUCUUCACUCCAUCUUUUGUCCUUCCUUCCCUCUUUCCCUCCUUCCUUUUCGUCUUUCUUCACCUCCAUCCUCCCCUCUUCUUCUUCUUCUUCCUUCUUCUUUCUCCCUUUCUUCCUUUCUUUCUCUCGUCAUCCCAUCACCCCACACACCAGCCUUAUCUCUUUUCCCUCCUUCCUUCCUUCCUUCCUUCCUUCCUUCCCUUCUUCCAGCAAGUCUUCGCAAGCACAUUCAAGAAACCAGACCGCCACCAGCCAUGGCCAUGCCACGACUCCCAAACACCCUCCGGUCCUCGUUCGGACAAGGCGCACCCUCUUCUCUACGAUCCAGCUGUUGCUCCUCGUCUCCGUCCUUAUCAGCCUGCCCUGGAUCUGCUCGCUACUGCUCCUCCUCGGCCUUGACCGCCACUCGGAACGGUCUCGUCGGUGCAACCAAACAUACCACCACAGGAGCAUCCGCUGCUAUACCAACACCAUCGUCAACAGCAACAGCGGCAACAUCAUCUAAUGUCUCAAUGCCAAAUGUACUUGGACGGUGUCGGAUCGUUAUCAGGAAUAAACAUCAGGCAGCAACAACCACAAAUACAACUACCGCCAUUAGCCAUGUCAACUCGACCCAGAAACGGUACAGUCAUCUAGCCACGGCUCAGCACUCACCCUCACCACCACCGUCAUUGUCUAACACAGCUCAACACCAGCAACAGGCUCAGCCGAUUCAUAUGUCAGCCGCUGCGUUUCCUCCCGCCUCUUCCUCAAAAGGAGGCGCGGCUACGAUCUCACCUCAGGCUUCGCCACUUUUCAGGAUGAAUAACCCAGCAUCGAUUGUCCACCAGCCUCAGCCGCGGAGACGCUACAGUCCACAGCACUUUUAUCAGAACCGGAUCCUGGAUCCCUACGUCAACCAAGCCGUUAGUCCAAUCACGCUGCGGCAGCUGGUCUUCUUUGGUCGGAAUAUGCAAGAGGACAAGCUAUUGAAGUCUGCGAAUUAUGUCCGAACAGAGCUGCCUGUUCGUCUCGCUCAUCGGAUCCGGGAUUUCCAGAACCUGCCCUUUAUUGUCGGGACGAACCCCCAUAUCGAGUUGGUCUACGAUCUGUACUGGCAAGCAUUCGAGAAGAUGAGCAAGAUCCCCGAGAUCAAGACACUGGAGGAGAACGAUGCGUUUUGUGAGAUGGUCAAGGAGCUGUUGAACGAUCAUUUGGUAGUGAUCCCACAACUGGCGCUGGGGAUAAUGGAGUGCUCGAAGCAUAUUCCACCUCAGCAGGUCGAUCGGUUCAUGAACAAGAUGUUGCGGUCGAGGAUUUCGAGACGUGUGUUGGCGGAGCAGCAUAUUUCUUUGACUGCCAACUUUAAUUCGCCAAACCACAUGAUGACGGACCGGGGCUAUAUCGGGAUCAUCUACACGCACUGCAGGCCUAGGGAGAUUGUGGAACGGACGGCACUUCUGGCAGCAGAGACUUGUCGACAGGCCUCGGGAGGAAUGGACCCACCAAAGGUCAUGCUUGAUGGCAACAUCGAUGCAGAGUUUUCCUAUAUCCCAGACCAUAUCGAGUACAUCCUAUACGAACUACUCAAGAACUCGAUGCGGUUUGUUAUGCAGAAUGGUGUGCCCGAUGCACGGACAGGAGAGUUGCCGCCGAUCCAGAUCACAGUCUGCGAGGGAACCCAUGAUAUCGUCUUCAGGAUCUCGGACAAGGGAGGCGGAAUCCAUCCGGACAUGGAAUCGCAUCUGUGGUCGUAUUCACAGUCUCCGGCACGGUUUGCGAACUUUGAAAAGAUCUCGAAGAUGGCGGCGACGGUGCAGGAGCAGAUGGUCUCGCCGUCGAGGAGUGUGAAUUCUGGAUUCAGCGGCCACAACCGAGUCGCACAAGCGCAGGAGGUGAAGGGGCAAGACGAUAGCGAGGGUAUUACAUUGCCACCACCACCAGCAACCCACAAGAGCUCGCCAUCAACACUGCUGUUGGAUCGCCAUGCACCCCCUCGUGUCAAUAAGUCCUCGUCGACUGUAUCCUCGUCCAGUUCGUCAUCGUCAUCGUUCUCGACAUCUUCUUCGCAACAUGCGAUCAUUGAUCCGAGUGAGAGUCGUGCAACGAACAAUAAGCGUCCUCAGUACAAGGACCAGUCGAUGCAUCUGGGCAUUGGUCUGCCGAUGAGCAAGGUCUAUGCGGAGUACUGGGGUGGCGAUCUGAAGGUGUUCACGAUGCAUGGAUACGGCACGGAUGCGUACGCAAGAUUCUGCAAAUUUGGCAAUAUCUACGAGAACUUUGAUGUCGAAUAAGAGUACAGACAUCCAUUAGCAUCGGCACGCACCUGAAUAAUUACAUAAUAGACAUAUACCAAAACAUAGAACCAAUUGGCAUAUCUUUGUAGGUGUGUCCAUGCAUGUACCCAUGCGAGUUUGGGUGUUUUGUGCGGGGAGUGGGGG
Gamsiella multidivaricata is the source of this 2467-nucleotide messenger RNA. RefSeq lists its product as uncharacterized. Gene Ontology annotation, cellular component: mitochondrion. Gene Ontology annotation, molecular function: pyruvate dehydrogenase (acetyl-transferring) kinase activity. The transcript has a single exon. The record is from RefSeq and is a predicted model, not a curated record. Gene Ontology annotation, biological process: regulation of glucose metabolic process; protein phosphorylation. The coding region runs from base 302 to 2320 and encodes 672 amino acids. Lineage: Eukaryota; Fungi; Mortierellomycota; Mortierellomycetes; Mortierellales; Mortierellaceae.